AUGCCCUCCCGCCCGCGCUCCUCUGCCCCCCCCUCCCUCUCGUACGGGCACCCUUCACGCCCCUGGGCCGCCCGCCUCGACCCCCCCCCGUCCAACUGCCGACCCCGUGCCUUCCUGCACACGCGACCGCCUGGCUGCGCACUCGCCCUCAUGUUCGCCCUCACUCCGCGCUCCACCCCCGCUCUCCCGCUGUACCCUGCGCCCCUCCCCCAGACUUCCCGGCCCCCGCGCGCGCAUGCUCCUGCGCUCCUCGAUGUUCCUCGCUCUCUGGCCGGCGCCGUCCACCAUCCCGGCGGCCCCCCUCUACAGCCCGCCUCCCCCGCGCGCCCCUGUUACCCCGUGCACCGCGGCCACCAAGCCUACUCCCUAAUGCGCCCCCCGCCGCAAACCCACUACAUUCCCCCCCCCUCCGGCGACUCCCGCCCCCCCCCCCCCCCGCAAGCCCAGGUGCCGCUCCGUGCUAGGUCCGGCACCGCCGCCUGCCCUGCGCCUCCUGCCCCUCCUUCACCGCCCCCCCCCGCCCUCCGCUGGCCGACCGCCCUCCCUCCCCCCCUCCGGCUACCACGCGCGUAUCUUCCCGCCCUCCCCCUCCUCGGCAACCUCCCUGGUAACCCCUCCGUCUUGCCCCCCUGUCCAGCCCCUCCCCCCCACGCCCUCCCCCGGCUAGCGCCCUCCGCCACGCUCGCUCCUCCUCCCCUUCUCGCAGGCCCUCCCUCCCCCCUUCACCUCCACCGCCGUCCCGUUCCCCGCACCACUGUCGCCGCAUCCGUGGUCCCCGCUCUCAUCGAACUUCCUUCCUAUCCCCCGGGCCCCCCCCCCCCUGCCGCGCCCCUCCCUGCUACCCCCCCCCUUCCCCCGCUCUGCGUGUUGCCUCUCGCGCACCCCCCCCGCACGCCUCCUCGCCACUCCGCCCCCGCACUUCGCACCGCACCCCUCCUCCCCCUGUGCCUCCUCCCCGUUGCCGGGCCCACCGCCCCACCCCUCCGUCUGCCGCCUGCGCCGCCGCGCGCCCUCGUCUCUCGCCCCCCCCUCAUCAGGACCGGGCCAUCCCGGCUUCCCCCGCUCCGGCCACCUCCCGCGCCGCCCCCCUGGGCUGCGCGCCCGCCCACCGCGCAGGGCCGUUCGACUCUGACCCCCCCAGACGAUCCCUCGCGCCCUCGAGCUGCUCCGGUGCACCUCCCUUCCCCGGCCGCCCGCCGUUUUCCCUCCCCCCAACCUCCUCGCCCCACUCCCCCCUCUUCGCUCCUCGCCCCCCCCGCUGGCCAGAGACCUCCGCCGCGCGGCGUUCCACUUCCUCCCAGCCGCUUGCACUCCCCCCCCUCCUGUUCCGGCUCCCCUGCCGCGUCCACAGGCCUCUUCUAA
This is a messenger RNA of Dicrocoelium dendriticum, 1362 nucleotides long. Lineage: Eukaryota; Metazoa; Platyhelminthes; Trematoda; Plagiorchiida; Dicrocoeliidae. The record is from the annotation of a GenBank genome assembly.